Messenger RNA from Saprolegnia diclina VS20, 1426 nucleotides. RefSeq lists its product as hypothetical. The coding region runs from base 140 to 1273 and encodes 377 amino acids. Lineage: Eukaryota; Oomycota; Saprolegniomycetes; Saprolegniales; Saprolegniaceae. The record is from RefSeq and is a predicted model, not a curated record. Gene Ontology annotation, molecular function: hydrolase activity. The transcript is spliced from 5 exons.
CGGAUAUUAUCCGGUAUGCCGAACGUUUUGGAUCGGCGAAGACAGGCGGGAGGUCCUGAAGCCAGUACUAUAUGGCUAGGCAGAGCUGAGCAAGUCCAAGCCACGAGAUCGCAGCCGGAAGGCACGUGGGUUGACUCGAAUGCCUGACUCAGUCUCUGGUGGUCAGCGACCAGGUGGUGAUCAUUUCGCGAUUUGCACUCGACCGACGACGAUGGAGUGGCGUGCGUCGCUGCCAACGAUGCCGCCGCAGACGCCGCUGCGACUCGUGCUGCGCUUUCUUGGCAUGACGCUGUCCACCCUCGUUCAGUACUGUCUUGGUCGCUACACGCCGCCCGUCGACGGCUGGUCGCUCCGCACCGCGCUCUCGGUGCAGUACCUCAACCUCAUCCUCGAGAACGAGCGCAUGGCGGCGCGGCGCAUGACGACGCUGUCGUCCAAGGUGGCCAACCUCGCCAUCCGAGACAGCAUCACCGCGGUCUCUGGUCCUGGCUUUCAAGGCCUCUGGCUCGGCGACGCCCAAGAGGCCAGUAGCACGGACCCGAUCCUGCUCUACAUGCACGGCGGCGGCUACACCACUUGUGAUGCGCGAACGUACCUCUCGGGUCUCGCCGAGUUGCGCACGGCGCUGGCGACAGCCCAUGGCAUCGAUCUGCGUGUGCUGGCGCUUGAGUACACGCUGGCGCCCGAGGCGCGGUUUCCAACUCAGAUCCACGAAGCCGAAGCUGCAUACGAGCACGUGGUGACAACCUUUCCAUCGCGACCCGUCUUUUUGUUUGGCGACUCGGCCGGUGGCAACCUCGCGUUGGCGCUUUUGCAAACGCUGCGCGACCGAGCGGCACCGCUUCCGGCGCCAACCGGCGCGGUGCUUGUCUCGCCGUGGUGCAACGCCGACGUCACGGCGUUCGCGCCGUCGUACGCCAAGUACAAAGCUGUCGACGUCAUCCAUGCCCACCACCUGCGGCUUCAUGUGGAUGCCUACCUCCCCGAGGACGCGCCGGCGUCACUGCUGCAAAAUCCGCUCGUGUCGCCAGUGCACGGUGAUUUUACCGGCAUGUGUCCGAUGUUACUGCAUUAUGGCGGAAAAGAAGCCUUCAGCGACGACUGCAAGCGCCUUGAAGAGGUCUUGCGUCGCCAGAACGUGCCACUUACCGUUGAAGUCGAGCCGCUCGCCCCCCACAUCACCCCUGUUUUGGGCUUCUUUUUCAAGGAGAUGGCAGCGCGCGGUGUCGCAGCCAUUGCAACCUUUAUCGCUACGACCGCAUCGACGACGUAGCGCAAUGUAGUGCUCGUCAACAAACAAUACGUGUGGCAUGCAAACUCGCGCGUCUCUGCGCGUGUAUACUGUCGACACCGAGUCCUAGUUCUAAACGAGCCGAAUAGCCUAGGAAUGCGAAUAAUUCCCUUGCUACACAUUUCUCUUUUCCCA